AUGCUCAUGCCACCCAUCCUGACGCCGGUGGAAAUUGGUCCCAAAUGGGCAUCUACUCGGGCAUUCUUUGCCACUUUGGCUGCAGAGUCACCCAUCGUCAAGAGUGCCAUCAUGGCUUUCGCCGCGAUGCAGAUGCAGCGCAGUGGGCUGGGCAACGACAUGGCCAAGGCAGACUGGAGGCCUUUUGUCAGCAAGACCACCUUCUCGGCACCGGAACGUCGACUCAUCUCAUGGAUGCGCCUACUUGACGCGCGCGCUGUGUCAACAGCAGGUGGAGAAGGUCUCUUCUUGGCUGACACAGACGAGACCAUUUUUGAUGCGUCGCCUGCGGCCAAUCCCGGGUCAGAUCCGGACACGUCGGACACCGAAAUCGAGGAAAUUCUGUUUGACGUGUUAUAUCAUCCCGGUAUCAUGUUCUAUCAGAAGGUGCAGUCCUUCGCCGGUCGCAUCACACGCAUUGACCCGUGGCGUCGUACACGCGGCACGGUUCAGGAUGAGACUGAAGUGAUGGCCAUCGCAGCGCAAAUCUCCAAGGAUCUACAUGCACUUUACGGCCAGCGACCAGCAUUGAUGGAUCAUGCGGUUGCUGGAAACCUCACCGAAAAACACAUAGCCAAAAACUUAGCAGGCGCACUCACACGGAGUUUCCGGACCUAUCUCGCAAACUACUACGCAUCGUUCAUACACUUACAUCGCGUUGCAUACGUGCAGUACCCAAAAACCAAGGAUGUUAUUAAUGCCAUAAUGAAUAUAAAGCGUCUGACACAUCUGAUGGCGCAGGCAGACGAGUCGCUGCCGGUCAAUGUCUUGUGGCCACUGAUGAUGUGGGGGUGCGAAGAAGACGACUUGGAGGAACGAAGAUGGAUCAUUGAAGCCAUCCGCAGUCUCGAGAGCAUCGCUACCAACGCAAAAGCUACCGCAGACCUGUUGGAAGAAGUGCAAAGACGGCAGGAUGAAGGCAAGCGAAGAGUCGACAGAAGCGGAUGCAAAGCUUGUCGUGAGCGUCACAUCAAAUGCGUGAAGCUGCGUGACUCGGAAAAAUGCAAAUACUGCACCGAGCGCAAAAAGCCAUGCAUUCGCGGCAAUGCUUUUCGCUUCCGACCUGUUACGGCGGUCAAGUUCAACGCCGGCGAAGACAUAGGAUCCGCUGAACAGUCCCUCGAGUUCCAGGUGGGACAGCAGUGGGUUGAUAUUCCAAGCUCAUUGCACUUUGUUGAGCCGAACAAGGACAGUGGUGACGAAGAAGAGUACGAAGCUGGGCCGGAAAGCGAAGCGAAUCCCGAAAGCACGCCCAACACUCUCAACGUUGCAUCAAAAGCCCGGCGGCAAAACUCAAAUUUGAACAGAGUGUCUAGCGAAAGCCAACUGGCGACGACGUACGGUGACCUUACCACGUUCGUGGACCUUCCAACUUCGGAGUUCAACGACACUAGCGAGUUACCUUCCAUCCACGAAGUCCUCAACACUCAGGUCCCACCGUCUCUAAUUGGUGUCACGAGCGGUACCAGUAACAGUGCGCCGCACAGCAUUCGCGCCGUGUCUUCGAUAAGUCAAAUAGUAAACACAAACUGGCAGGCAAGCCCCGGAUCACUUCAACGUCUGUCACAGUCCCCGAGUCUAUCGAAGAAGAGUCCUUUCGGAUCGAUCAACAAUAAUCACUCUCCUUAUAACUCCACAGCAUUCAGUCCUUCCUCAGCGCCAACACUCAGGUGGCCCGUGAACAACGCACACGAAGCCCGUCUCCUCCAUCAUUACCUCUUCUUUUGCACCUCGUGGAUCGAUGUGUGUGACUCACGGCGGCACUUUGCUACUGAGGUACCAAAACGCGCAGCCCACUUCCCCGUCAUUCUCAAUGGCAUACUGGGUGUUGCUGCAAGACACUCCUGGCUGAUGGGCAAGGCCGUAGAAGACGUGUCGCAACCUUAUGUAGAUCAGUGCUUACAGGCGCUAAUCGUAGCACUUGAGGACCCGCUGGCACAUUGGGAUGAGAACUUCCUCAUAGCCGUUAUCCUGCUUCGGCUUCACGAAGAGAUGGGCGAUGCCGACGAACACUGCCACCACCUCGGUACCGCUCGUAUACUAAACAGUAUCUCCUCCUUCGCCGCAGACGGUGGCCUCCGCGAAUCAGCAUCCUGGGUCUCUCUCCGCCAACACAUCUACGUCUCUCUCACGACCCAAAAGCCACUCAACCUAAGCCUUGACAACUACCGCCACUCCGCUGUCUUCAGCGAAUUCGACGACGAAAGCUGGGCGAAUCGCAUCAUAUUCCUGUUCGCCGUCGUCCUGCAAACUGUCUUCGGAGGCACAAACAAUGGCAGCGAAAACAUCAGCCGCGAAACAUGGAAAGAAUUGAACGAUGAAGUCGAGGAAUGGGAGCGCACGAAGCCUUGGACGUUCUCGGCUUUCCACGUCGAACCCGAUGCGGGUGACAAGUUUGAGGCAAGCUGGCCUGAACUGCUCUGUCCGCAGGGGAUCGUGGCAGUCGGGCUGCAGUAUUACCACCUUUGCAAGAUACUGCUCACGAUAUACUCGCCUAAUGCGUCAUUAGUCGGGUUGGCAGGUGUUCGGGCUAGGAAAUCUACCGACGCGGCUGUUCGCAAGCACAUGAGGAUAACGAUAGGGUAUGGCGUUAGUAACAGUCAUUGUGGUAAUGCUAUGUUCCAGGGUAGUCACAUUCUGAGUGCAUGUGGAGCUUAUAUCAUCGAUCCGCGGGAGCAGCAGGCUUGUGUGGAGUAUCUGGAACAGCUGCAGAGACUGAUAGGGUGGAGGACGGAUGGCGUCUUGAGGGAUCUUAGAGAGCAAUGGGCGUUUUGA
Alternaria hordeiaustralica is the source of this 2814-nucleotide messenger RNA. RefSeq lists its product as uncharacterized. Bases 1 to 2814 code for a protein of 937 amino acids. Lineage: Eukaryota; Fungi; Ascomycota; Dothideomycetes; Pleosporales; Pleosporaceae. The record is from RefSeq and is a predicted model, not a curated record. Gene Ontology annotation, cellular component: nucleus. Gene Ontology annotation, biological process: positive regulation of transcription by RNA polymerase II. The transcript is spliced from 7 exons. Gene Ontology annotation, molecular function: zinc ion binding; DNA-binding transcription factor activity, RNA polymerase II-specific; transcription cis-regulatory region binding.